Molecule: messenger RNA, 3003 nt
Organism: Lampris incognitus (smalleye Pacific opah)
Lineage: Eukaryota; Metazoa; Chordata; Actinopteri; Lampriformes; Lampridae
Product: dolichyl-diphosphooligosaccharide--protein glycosyltransferase subunit STT3B
Exons: 16
Coding region: 213-2654 (813 amino acids)
Biological process (GO): post-translational protein modification
Cellular component (GO): membrane
Molecular function (GO): dolichyl-diphosphooligosaccharide-protein glycotransferase activity
Source: RefSeq, a predicted model, not a curated record
UGUUCUCCGCGGUCGCGUUGUUCCCUCCUGCCCCCCACCAAUAAAACCCAAGGAAGUCUGAAGAUUGAGAGGAUAGACAAGAAACCGGGCGGAGGAAACGCUGAGGGAGUUGCACAGGACGGAGCAGAGGGAGUGAGAGGGGGAGGUAGUGUGACAGGAGGGCCGCUCUUGCAAAAAAAAAAAUCUAUUGAUACCGCAUACACCACGCAGAAAUGGCGGAGCACCACACAGCCGGCGACGGCAAGCACAAAGCGUCCGCGAAUGCCGGCGGAUCGGCGCACGGCAACAGCCGGUCCGGCGCAGGUGGUGGUGGCGGAGGAGGAGGAGGAGGAGGAGGAGGCGGCGGCAAAGGAGGCCUGUCCGGCGGACUGACACAGCCAGCGGGGUGGCAGUCUCUACUCUCGUUUACCAUUCUCUUUCUGGCCUGGCUGGCAGGUUUCAGCUCAAGACUUUUCGCCGUCAUCCGCUUCGAGAGCAUCAUUCACGAGUUUGAUCCAUGGUUCAACUACAGAUCAACGCAUCAUCUCACCACCAAUGGCUUCUACGAGUUCCUCAACUGGUUCGACGAGAGAGCCUGGUACCCUUUAGGCAGAAUUGUGGGGGGCACGGUAUACCCGGGGUUAAUGGUCACCGCGGGCCUCAUCCACUACGUGCUCAACCUGCUUCACAUCACAGUGCACAUCCGGGAUGUGUGUGUGUUUCUGGCGCCGGUGUUCAGCGGUCUGACCUCCAUCUCCACCUUCUUGCUGACGCGGGAGCUGUGGAACCAGGGGGCGGGGUUGCUGGCAGCCUGCUUCAUUGCCAUCGUCCCCGGCUACAUCUCCCGCUCAGUGGCCGGGUCCUUUGACAACGAGGGCAUCGCCAUCUUUGCACUGCAGUUCACCUACUACCUCUGGGUGAAAUCAGUGAAGACCGGCUCGGUAUUCUGGACCAUCGGUUGCUGUCUCUCCUAUUUCUACAUGGUGUCAGCAUGGGGAGGCUACGUGUUCAUCAUCAACCUGAUUCCCCUGCAUGUGUUUGUCUUACUGCUGAUGCAGCGAUACAGCAGAAGAGUCUACAUAGCUUACAGUACUUUCUACAUCGUGGGUCUCGUGCUAUCAAUGCAGAUCCCAUUCGUGGGCUUCCAGCCAAUCAGGACCAGCGAGCACAUGGCUGCCGCAGGUGUGUUUGCACUGCUCCAGGCCUAUGCCUUCCUGCAGUACCUGAAGGACAGGCUGACCAAGCAGGAGUUCCAGACCCUCUUCUUUCUUGGGGUCUCUCUCGCCGCUGGUGUGGUCUUCCUCACCGUCAUCUAUCUCACAUACACAGGUUACAUCGCUCCUUGGAGUGGCCGUUUCUACUCGCUGUGGGACACUGGUUAUGCUAAGAUCCACAUUCCCAUCAUAGCGUCGGUGUCGGAGCACCAGCCCACCACCUGGGUCUCCUUUUUCUUCGACCUCCACAUCCUGGUGUGCACUUUCCCAGCUGGCCUCUGGUUCUGCAUCAAGAAUGUCAACGACGAGCGAGUAUUUGUGGCGUUGUAUGCCAUCAGCGCGGUGUACUUUGCUGGGGUGAUGGUGCGCCUGAUGCUGACUCUCACGCCAGUGGUUUGCAUGCUAUCAGCUGUGGCCUUCUCCAGCGUCUUCGAGCACUACCUGGGGGACGAUAUGAAAAGGGAAAACCCCCCUGCCGAGGACAGCAGCGAUGAAGACGACAAGAGGAACCCUGGGAACCUCUACGAUAAGGCUGGCAAGGUGCGCAAACACGUGUCGGAGCAGGAGAAAGCAGAAGAGGGACUGGGGCCAAAUAUAAAGUCUAUAGUCACCAUGUUGAUGUUGAUGCUGUUGAUGAUGUUUGCCGUCCACUGCACGUGGGUCACAAGUAACGCCUACUCCAGUCCCAGUGUGGUGCUGGCCUCUUACAACCACGAUGGGACACGCAACAUCCUGGAUGACUUCCGGGAGGCCUACUAUUGGCUGAGGCAGAACACAGAUGAGCAUGCCCGGGUUAUGUCAUGGUGGGACUACGGCUACCAGAUAGCGGGCAUGGCUAACAGGACCACCCUUGUAGACAACAACACAUGGAACAACAGUCACAUAGCACUGGUGGGCAAAGCCAUGUCGUCCAACGAGAGCGCGGCCUACAAAAUCAUGAGGUCGCUGGAUGUGGACUAUGUGCUGAUUAUCUUCGGAGGCGUGAUUGGCUACUCAGGCGAUGACAUCAACAAGUUCCUGUGGAUGGUGAGGAUAGCGGAGGGAGAGCACCCCAAGGACAUCAGGGAGAGUGAUUAUUUCACCCCUCAGGGAGAAUUCAGGGUGGACAAGGCCGGCUCACCCACGCUGCUCAACUGUCUCAUGUACAAGAUGUCCUACUAUCGCUUCGGUGAAAUGCAGCUGGACUUUCGAACGCCGCCCGGCUUUGACCGGACACGCAACGCCGAGAUCGGUAACAAGGACAUCAAGUUCAAACACCUGGAGGAGGCCUUCACCUCAGAACACUGGCUAGUCAGGAUCUACAAGGUCAAGAAGCUGGACAACCGAGAGCCACUGGACCACAAGCUGCGUAGUAUCGUGCCCAGGCAGAAGUACACCUCCAAAAAGACUGCAAAGAGGAAGCGAGGACACAUUAAGAACAAGCUGGCCCUGAAGAAAGGCAAGAAAUUGAGCAGGAAAUAGUGAAGAUGAACUCUUCUAGAAAAAUACACAAAAAAAAAUGCAACUGCAAAGAACAACCCCAAGAAGAAUACAGUGGCCAUUGUGUGGAAUGUCGGCGCUUUGUCUCGAGCGCUGCUCCCCAGAGCGCCCUCACUUGUUGUGGAGGUGGGAGUGUCAUAUUCUGGCUAGCACCGGAACCGUCGUGCGUAUUAUCUCGAGGAACUUUGUCUUGCUAUUUUCCCCUGUUUGAUUUUUGUCUUUUUUUUUUUUUCUUUCUUCCAGAUUUGUUUCGGUUUUUGUUUUGGUACUUGAAUGUGUGGCAAGGUACAGAGCUGCUCAACCAGGUCUAGCAUCAAUUAAUUCUUGUGGU